AUGAAGACGCUCCCGCUGCAGAACGCCGCGGCUCCGAGGGCCGCUGGGGCCCGCGGGGCGCCCGUGUGCCGCCCCUGCGUCGCCCGGCGCGUGGCCGCCGCUGUCCCGCGCACCGGGCGACGCGCCAAUGUCGUCGCUCGCGCGAUGGCCGGAGGUGGCAUGCGCCCUGAGCUGCGGGAGGCCAUCGACAACCUGGUCACGUCGAACAAGGUUGUCGUCUUCAUCAAGGGGACCAAGAUGUUCCCGCAGUGCGGCUUCUCCAACACGGUAGUGCAGAUCCUGAACCAGUACGGCGUCCCCUACGAAGACGUCAACGUGCUGGACAGCGAGGAGGUCCGGAGCGGGAUGAAGGAGUACUCCAUGUGGCCGACGUUCCCCCAGGUAUACAUCGACGGGGAGUUCUUCGGCGGGUGCGACAUCAUGAUGGAGGCGUACCAGGACGGCACGCUCGCGGAGACCUUGGAGCGAGUCAUGAACGAGUGA
Messenger RNA from Pedinophyceae sp. YPF-701, 483 nucleotides. Lineage: Eukaryota; Viridiplantae; Chlorophyta; Pedinophyceae. The record is from the annotation of a GenBank genome assembly.